Brassica napus (rape) is the source of this 531-nucleotide messenger RNA. Its product is annotated as light-harvesting complex-like protein OHP1, chloroplastic. The record is from RefSeq and is a predicted model, not a curated record. The coding region runs from base 16 to 456 and encodes 146 amino acids. The transcript is spliced from 3 exons. NCBI's taxonomy places the organism in Eukaryota, Viridiplantae, Streptophyta, Magnoliopsida, Brassicales, Brassicaceae.
AACACGUGGCGAAAAAUGAAUGGAUGGAAGAAACAGAUCACUAUAUCCACAAGUUCAGUUCUGACUUGUGAAGAAGAUAAAGACUGUUCAAAAGGUAAAGAAAAUCUAUUGCAGAAAAACAUGAGCUCGUCCCCGUUAGCGUCAUCUCUCUUUCCAUCUCCUCUUUCGACCUUGUCGGCUCAUAAGCAUGGCCGGAGCCGGAACUUCUGUGUCAGUCGGAAGGAACAGUGUCUUCGUGUUCGAGCUACCAGGCUUCCGGAGGGGAUGAUAGUGCCAAAAGUACAGCCCAAGUCUCAACCAGCGUUUCUGGGAUUCACACAAACAGCUGAGAUAUGGAACUCUAGAGCUUGCAUGAUUGGUCUCAUUGGCACUUUCAUCGUCGAGUUGAUUCUGAACAAAGGAAUACUUGAGUUGAUCGGUGUAGAGAUUGGUAAAGGCCUUGAUCUUCCUCUGUAAUCUAAAAGCUUAAAAGCUUUAAUCACACAUCAUAAUGUAAAACUUGUUAUAUAUGUUAUCGUUUGGGAUUCUUCA